This is a messenger RNA of Funneliformis caledonium, 305 nucleotides long. The record is from the annotation of a GenBank genome assembly. NCBI's taxonomy places the organism in Eukaryota, Fungi, Glomeromycota, Glomeromycetes, Glomerales, Glomeraceae.
CAUAUCAUAAACUAUUACAAAUUAGAGUUGAAAAACUACUGUAUAGUUUAACCUUUAUCAACCCUAAAGUACUUGAACCAAAUUCAGAUUUUGUAACUUUAAGUGUAAUUAAAGUGGCAAAAGAAUCAAAUUUCUUUAAAGAAUUGGUCAAAACUCAAUUUGAUUCAAUAGCACCUUUAGUAAUAAGCCUUACUCUGACACCAAUCAACAUUAUUACAGGAGAAGAUAAAAAUAAAAAUACUAGUCAACAAAGUGGAUUAAGAUCAUCUACUGAAAAACAUCAAAGUGGUUUUGAUGAAGAAUAG